Haliotis rufescens (red abalone) is the source of this 875-nucleotide messenger RNA. RefSeq lists its product as uncharacterized. Bases 187 to 855 code for a protein of 222 amino acids. The transcript has 9 exons. The record is from RefSeq and is a predicted model, not a curated record. NCBI's taxonomy places the organism in Eukaryota, Metazoa, Mollusca, Gastropoda, Lepetellida, Haliotidae.
UAUUUAUCAUGUUCAAUUUAAGGAUCCGAAUACCAGAUCGACGAGGAGGACAAGAGUGACACAUCGUCGGAAUUUGCCACCAAUUACCAGAGUCCAGUCAAGCGCAAGAACAAAAUCUUGAGACAAAGGGAAGAAAAUGGAAAAAAGAAUAGAUUAGGAAGCGGUCCAGUUGCCUCAUCUACACCUAUGACAAGAGUUUACGACUUUUCAGAUGGAGAAGAUGACGGUCAGGACUUACUGAGAAGAGCCUCAAGCUGUAAGAAACAAGCUGCAAUUCAAGCUGAGACUCCUCGUAUGAGACAAGGAAAGUCAAUCCCCUAUGCGGAAUUUCUCCAACUCAUGAGGGUCAUGGAAGGACGACUUCACAGGGCCAUUACAGAUUUGAAGGGCGAAGUCGGCGACCUAAAAAAGGAAAUUGGAAACUUAAACAGCGAGGUUAGAGACCUCAAGAGCAAACUUACUGAAAAGAAUACACAGGUUACCGCCCUAACUGCAAAAGUUACACGUUUGGACAACAGGGUCCAGGAACCAACACAAACUUCGACCAAAUCCAGCAAAGUCAGUACAAACAUAAGGGCAGCAUUGAAGGCAGCGAUCGACCAUGCUGAAACUGAGAAAGGGUGGACUAUGGAGCCUAUGUUCACGUUGGAGUCCGCACAGAAUCGACAAGUUGUCAAAUACAUCUGGGACUUUUCUAAGGUGAUAGCUCCAAGCAUGACAAAACAGGAAUUUAAAGAUGGUAUGACCAGGAUCAUGUUAACGAAGAAAGAGAAGCUAUCCCGAACACGUAACGGAAAAGAGAAAGAACACACGGACGCGUCCAGAAAGAAUUCAAGGAAACUGACGGUAAGUUGAAAGAUUUGUGUUGCUGGAGG